AUGUCGCUAACCUACUUACCCUGGGCCGUUGUUUCGGCAGGCGUGGCAACUCACCUCUUCUUCUUCAAAGUGGGCGAACGCUGUCUGUACCCUACCCGCUACCUCCAAGCAUUUCUUCUCGGAUGCAUUGUCACGAGUGUGGCUAGGUCGCACUAUGGCAAUAUCCCGACCACAGAGGCUAUUGCAUUCAGCGCCAAAUAUGCGUCGCUGUAUCUGGCCGGCAUCUACACCAGCCUGGUCGUUUAUCGGCUCUUCUUCAAUCCGCUGAACAAGAUCCCGGGUCCAUUCUGGGCGCGGUUGUCUAGAUUCGAUCUCGCCUUCCGCGUCGCGAGCAAGAGAAAUACGUAUCAACAUCUGCUUGACAUGCACCAGAAGUAUGGCAAAUUCGUGCGCCUCGACCCCAACGGCAUCUCUGUCACACACCCUGAUGGCGUCGAAGUCGUCAAUGGCGUCAAAUCCAAAUGCACCAAAAGCGCAUGGUAUGGACAGGAUCUUCCGUUCAUUUCAAUGCACACGUGCCGGGACCGAGCGCAGCAUGAUCGGCGGAGACGGAUCUGGAGCCCUGCAUUCAGUGACAAGGCCCUUCGGGGUUACGAAAAUCGGGUGCAGAAGUAUAACGACCUGCUUCUCCAGAAGGUGCAAGAGUCAAAUGGCGGUGCCAUGGACGUGUCGAAAUGGUUCAAUCUGUACUCGUUCGAUGUGAUGGGCGAUCUCGCCUUCGGUGCGGACAACCAGUGUCUCGAAUCUGGGGAGAUGCACUGGGCCAUCAAGCUGCUCAAUGAUGGCAUGGACCAUCUCGGCUUGGGUCUGCCACCCUGGUUGUUUCGGCUCCUCGUAGCUAUUCCCGGCGCAGCUGCAGAUCACUUCCGCUUCGUCAGUUACUGUGCUGAACAACUUGACAAGCGGAUCAAGAUGCAAGGCAAGGUGGAGAACCAGGACAUUGCGCAUACAUUAGUCGAGCAUUUUAUCAAGUCGGAUCCAGCGGCGCAAAAGGCCCAGCUGCCCAUGUUGCAGGGCGACAGUCGGCUGAUCAUCGUCGCUGGUUCGGACACGACGGCAGCUACCCUGGUGCACUUGUUCUACCACAUUGCCACGGAAAAGGGCCUUCUCGAGCGACUGAGAAAAGAGCUGGAUGGGUUGGUGAAGCCUGACGAGAAGAUCGACUCGCAAAAGAUCCAGGAUGCCCCGCUGUUGAACGGAGCGAUCAACGAGACCUUGAGACUUCACCCGCCUGUACCGAGUGGAGUGUUUCGAAAAACACCAAAGGAGGGGGUGGAGAUUGGUGGUGUGUAUAUCCCUGGAGACACGGUGGUGCAGAUGCCGCAAUAUGUCAUGGGAAGAGACCCCGACCUCUAUCCCUCGCCCCUCGAAUUCAUUCCCGAGCGCCACUUCUCGCGCCCGGAGCUCAUGCCCAACAAGGACGCGUUCCAGCCCUUCUCCACCGGUCCCUACAACUGCAUCGGCAAGAACCUGGCGUACAUGGAGAUCCGCCUCCUGACGACCAACAUCAUCCGCAAGUUCGACGUCAGACUCGCCAACGGGGAGACUGGGGAGGGACUCCUGACGAGGACAAAGGACCACUUUACUCUCGGGUUGGCGCCUUUGAACUUGUGUUUCGAGACGAGGAGGGCAUGA
Fonsecaea nubica is the source of this 1635-nucleotide messenger RNA. RefSeq lists its product as hypothetical. The record is from RefSeq and is a predicted model, not a curated record. Lineage: Eukaryota; Fungi; Ascomycota; Eurotiomycetes; Chaetothyriales; Herpotrichiellaceae. The transcript has 3 exons. Gene Ontology annotation, molecular function: iron ion binding; oxidoreductase activity, acting on paired donors, with incorporation or reduction of molecular oxygen; heme binding. Bases 1 to 1635 code for a protein of 544 amino acids.